AGCGCUCUUAGAAAAUUAUUGUAUGGCGCCUUCGCUCUCCAUAGUUAGCGAGUAAAAUUGGCCACUGAUUUAAACACCGCCAGAGUGUAGUACACAAUAACCAGUAGCUGGCUAUGGAUAGCACACUGGAAGACUCCAGGCCUAGCAGCGGUCCUUUCCGAAGUUUGGAUGAACAGGAAACGGAGGAAUCUCUGAAUAAUGCUUGCCUGCUGAAUGAUAGCGAUCUUCCCUUUGAUGAUGGAGGAGCCUCUCAUGACGUUUCUUCUAUGCUUGUUCCUGAAACUCCAAGCCCCUUUGCUUUUAGAAGAAAACGGAGUUCUCAAAAAGCUGAUGAUCACAAAGUGAGCACACAUUGUGGUCCAGACAGCAAAAGAUCAGAGCCAGGGGUCAAGAUUCCAGGAUACCUUCACACAACUCCAGUCUCUCAGAGGACAGUGAAGCGACGGAGGCUGCAGGACGCUUGCAGGGAAACUCCUCAGCAUAUGAACAGAGCAGCAGAAAGAGUUGGAUUUGUGCCUGCCUCGUCUCUCCUACCUUCUGACUUAACGUGGUUGGAGUCUCCACGUCCACCACCCUCCACCUCUACCUCCUGUUCUGAGCCCUCAACUUCUGCUAGAGCUCCUCGACACACAGCGCUAGUAGCCACCGCUGCUCGAAAUGGCUUGAGCGAGAUGUCUCCACGUGGUUGUGCCUCAUUGCAAAAAGCACUUGGCAUUAGGAGUAAGGAACAGAAAUCUAAAAGAACAUCUACUAGAACUUGUGCUAGGUCUUCUGGAUGUGCAUCAGCAGCACAUUUGCUUGGAGCAGAGGAAGAAAGGUGCUUGCAAGAUGCAGAGACAGAAAGAAGAAACAUAUCUGUAAAUCCUCCUGCCUGUCAAAUACAGGAGGAGAUAAUCAUAGUUGAGGAUGAGGAUGAUGCCGUGGUAGUUGAAGCCAUGGUUCGCUCCAUUCAAAUGGAUGAAGAUGAGGCAUUUGCCAGAAGGCUUCAGGAGCAGUUUGACAGAGAGGAGCAGCUGCAGCAGGAGCAGAGAUUGGCGGUUACAGCGUCCAACAGACAGUCCCAAAACCACCCGUUUGAUUCCUAUGUGGGUUUGGGCUGGAUCUCACCCUGGACCUCCAUGGUGAACUCUGCAUCAUUCUCCCACAGAGCCACUGAAUUUGCAGAGCUGCAGCAGGCCAUAUUUCAGGGCCAAUCCAGCAGGCGUAUGCGACUCCCCCAGGCAGGCCGCCCUCGCGGUACGCGCCACAGACACACUCCCCAUUUGCCUUUGGAACUGUUUGAUGACAGCCAGGGGAAUAACUAUGAGGCACUUCUAGCAUUUGAAGAGAACCAGGGAGCUGUGGUGGCCAAGAACACUCUUAGUAAAGGGGAGAUUGAGAGACUCCCUACAAAAGCUUAUGACCCUGCGAACAAUGCGGGGAAGACUGACUGUCAAAUAUGUUUCUGUAGCUACAAAGAAAGGGAGAAGUUAAGAAUACUUCCAUGUCUCCAUGACUACCAUGUUAAAUGCAUUGACCGUUGGUUAAAAGAGAAUGCCACCUGUCCUAUCUGUAGGUCAGAUGUGUCAGAGUGCACUUGACGCAUUUCAUCUCGGGACUCACUCUCUACCUCACACAUGCUGGCCUCUGUGACUCAUCAUUUGCUACCCAUGCAUGUGAAAGGACUCUUCAAAAAAAGCCUAUAUAUUUAUGUAAUGUAUGAACUAUGAAAUGAGUGUUUUAAAUAUUGAAUUUUUUUUUUUUUUUUUAAACAAAUCUCAAAGCAUAUAUUUUUAGGCUAGUCCGGGUUCACUGUUGAGAUUUAUCUGCCAUUGUUUUUUUGUGUCUAAUAAAUACAAUUUUUAUAGAGCAGUUUAGCAUCUCAGGUUGUAAUGCUGUUUAGUUUGUAUUCGGUCAAAAAGAUUAAAAUCCAUAAUAUGAACUUGCUGCAUGGCAA
Messenger RNA from Electrophorus electricus (electric eel), 1936 nucleotides. RefSeq lists its product as uncharacterized. The record is from RefSeq and is a predicted model, not a curated record. Gene Ontology annotation, molecular function: ubiquitin protein ligase activity; zinc ion binding. Gene Ontology annotation, cellular component: nucleus. Gene Ontology annotation, biological process: protein ubiquitination; positive regulation of DNA-templated transcription; ubiquitin-dependent protein catabolic process. NCBI's taxonomy places the organism in Eukaryota, Metazoa, Chordata, Actinopteri, Gymnotiformes, Gymnotidae.